This is a messenger RNA of Thyridium curvatum, 1137 nucleotides long. RefSeq lists its product as uncharacterized. The record is from RefSeq and is a predicted model, not a curated record. The transcript has 2 exons. Bases 1 to 1137 code for a protein of 378 amino acids. Lineage: Eukaryota; Fungi; Ascomycota; Sordariomycetes; Thyridiales; Thyridiaceae.
AUGGACGCUGAGGGCUUCAUCAAGCCAAACAACUCGGAGAUGGAGGUCAUCUGUGCUGUUCUGAAGCACAUGAAGAGCGAGCCAGAGGUUGAUUGGGAAGAGGUCUCCAAGACAGCCGGCCUUAAAGAUGGCACCGUCGCGCAGACGCGCUUCAGGCAGGUCUGCCUGGAACUCAACCUACUUGGAGCGAUUACCGCCCCCAAGAAAGCCAAAAAGUCUUCUGCUGGCAAGUCCGAGGCCACUCGAAAGGUCUCGCGCACAGUUGCUGAGGUCGUCUAUGAUGACCCGCCCACCCCUACCAGGCCCUCCAAGCGCGCCCGCCCUGCUCCCGGUGCCUAUCACCAAUCUCCCGCGCAGGAAUUAAUCUCUCCUGUUCUUCAGUCCAUCGAGUACGAUGGCUCUGACGAAGCCGACGAGGCAGGCGAGGCAGGCGAGGCCGACGAGGCAGGCGAGGCACGCGAGGCACGCGAGCCCGUCGUCCCUCCGGCUGUCGACGAUGCUCUGCCGCCUCACCUGACGGCCUCCCGCCCCGACCCUGCUCGCAACCAUGACCCCAGCAUCGAAACCAGCAGUCCUCCGUCCACCAGUCAGAUUUUGAUGGAUACCUGCGAGGCUUUAAUGAUCGCGGUUGACCGAGGAGUCUGGAGGAGCAUGGAAUCCGUCUCCGAUGAGUACAGUCUUCUGGCUUACGACUUUGCUAACGUCCACACCCGCCGCUCGGUCGAGGAAAUCUCCAUCUACAUCCAGUCUGUCGUGGAAUCUGAUAGGCGCUAUAGUGGCUACGUGGUUCCCCGUAACACCGACCCUGGCACUGCCACAACCGACAACGAUCCGCUCCAUGUGCGCACUCCGGCCACUCCGGCAGCCCGGCCCGGCCCCACUCGCGCCGGUGGUGGAAUCGCGACCCACUCGGUCCGUACCGCCCCCGCAGGCCACACCCCGAUGGUCCUCCCGCCCUUGGAGCGCGCCGCACUUGCACCGCGGACUGGUUUGCAGAACCAGCUGCCGCCCCGCUCUCCGCUGCGGGAGUUCCCCGGCCACAACCAGCAGGAAAACGCCAUCCCUCCGCGCCCUGCCCGGUGGUGGAACGAUCCAGUCGCGUAUUCCAGCGAGAACGCGGACCCCUACGAGAUCUAG